Carlito syrichta (Philippine tarsier) is the source of this 3224-nucleotide messenger RNA. RefSeq names its product recombination activating 1 (gene RAG1). NCBI's taxonomy places the organism in Eukaryota, Metazoa, Chordata, Mammalia, Primates, Tarsiidae. The record is from RefSeq and is a predicted model, not a curated record. Gene Ontology annotation, biological process: adaptive immune response; V(D)J recombination; pre-B cell allelic exclusion. Bases 1 to 3132 code for a protein of 1043 amino acids. The transcript has a single exon. Gene Ontology annotation, cellular component: DNA recombinase complex; nucleus; endodeoxyribonuclease complex. Gene Ontology annotation, molecular function: double-stranded DNA endonuclease activity; ubiquitin protein ligase activity; sequence-specific DNA binding.
AUGGCUGUCUCAUUCCCACCCACCCUGAGAUUCAGUUCUGCCACAGAGGAAAUUCAACACUCACAUAUUAAAUUUUCAGAUUGGAAAUUUAAGCUCUUCAGGGUGAGAUCCUUAGAAAAGACGCCUGAAGUGUCUCCAAAGGAAAAGACAGACUCCUCUGAAGGGAAGCUCUCUCUGGAGCAAUCUCCAGCAGCCCCGGACAAGGCUGGCGAUCAGGAAGCAGCCCCGAAUCAACCGGUAUUAAAAGCCUCUCCUAAGUUUUCUAAGAAAUCCCACAAUGACAGGAAAGCACGACGCAAAGCGGUCCACCAAGCCCACCUGCGCCAGCUCUGCCGCAUCUGUGGGCGUUCUUUGAAAACGGAUGGGCACAGCAGGAGAUAUCCAGUCCACGGGCCCGUGGACGCUCAAACCCAAGACCUUUUACGAAAGAAGGAAAGGAGAGUGACUUCCUGGCCAGACCUGAUCGCCAAGGUUUUCCGAAUCGACGUGAAGGCGGACGUCGACACGACCCACCCCACCGAGUUCUGCCACAACUGCUGGGGCAUCAUGCACAGGAAGCUGGGCAGCGCCCCUGGUGGAGCUUAUUUCCCCAGGCACGCAACCGUGGAGUGGUCCCCCCACACACCAUCCUGUGACAUCUGCCAUCCUGCCCAUCGGGGACUCAAAAGGAAGAGCCUUCCGCCAAAUGUGCAGCUCAGCAAGAAGCUCAAAACGGCGCUUGACCGAGCAGGACGGGCCCGGCAGCACAAGAGACUGGCUCAGGCCAGGCUCUGCAGCAAGGACGUCCUGAAGAAGAUCACCAACUGCAGUGAGAUCCAUCUUAGCACCAAGCUCCUGGCAGUGGACUUUCCGGAGCAUUUCAUGAAAUCGAUCUCCUGCCAGAUUUGUGAACACAUCCUGGCUGACCCCGUGGAGACCAGCUGUAAGCAUGUAUUUUGCAGGGUCUGCAUUCUCAGGUGCCUCAAAGUCAUGGGCAGCUAUUGUCCUUCUUGCCAAUACCCGUGCUUCCCCACUGACCUGGAGAGUCCAGUGAAGUCCUUUCUGAGUGUCCUGAACUCCCUGAUAGUGAAAUGUCCAGCAAAAGAGUGCAAUGAGGAGAUCAGUCUGGAAAAGUAUAAUCACCACGUCUCAAGUCACAAGGACUCAAAAGAGACUCUCGUGCAUAUCAAUAAAGGGGGCCGGCCCCGUCAGCAUCUUCUGUCGCUGACUCGGAGAGCUCAGAAGCACCGGCUGAGGGAGCUCAAGCUGCAAGUCAAGGCUUUUGCCGACAAGGAGGAAGGUGGAGACGUGAAGUCUGUGUGCCUGACCUUGUUCCUGCUGGCUCUGAGGGCAAGGAACGAGCACAAACAAGCUGAUGAGCUAGAGGCCAUCAUGCAGGGACGGGGCCCUGGCCUGCAGCCAGGUGUGUGCUUGGCCAUCCGCGUCAACACCUUCCUCAGCUGCAGUCAGUAUCACAAGAUGUACAGGACUGUGAAAGCCAUCACGGGGAGGCAGAUCUUCCAGCCUUUGCACGCCCUCCGGAACGCCGAGAAGGCCCUUCUGCCAGGCUACCACCCCUUCAAGUGGCGGCCGCCUCUAAAGAACGUGUCUUCCAGCACGGAUGUCGGCAUUAUUGACGGACUGUCUGGACUUUCUUCCUCUGUGGAUGAUUACCCAGUGGACACCAUUGCAAAGAGAUUCCGCUAUGACUCAGCUUUGGUGUCUGCUUUGAUGGACAUGGAGGAAGACAUCCUGGAAGGCAUGAGAUCCCAGGACCUUGAGGACUACCUGAGCGGCCCCUUCACGGUGGUGGUGAAGGAGUCUUGUGAUGGAAUGGGAGACGUGAGUGAGAAGCACGGGAGUGGGCCAGUAGUUCCCGAAAAGGCGGUCCGUUUUUCAUUCACGAUCAUGAAAAUCACCAUAGCACAGGGCUCGCAGAACGUGAGCGUGUUCGAGGAAGCCAAACCUAACUCCGAGCUGUGCUGCAAGCCUUUGUGCCUUAUGCUGGCCGACGAGUCUGACCAUGAGACUCUGACUGCCAUCCUGAGCCCUCUCAUUGCUGAGCGGGAGGCCAUGAAGAGCAGUGAACUGAUGCUUGAGGUAGGCGGCAUCCUCAGGACCUUCAAGUUCAUCUUCAGGGGAACUGGAUACGACGAGAAACUUGUCAGGGAGGUGGAAGGCCUCGAGGCUUCCGGCUCGGUCUACGUUUGCACUCUCUGUGACGCCACCCGGCUGGAAGCGUCUCAGAAUCUCGUCUUCCACUCGAUCACCAGAAGCCACACCGAGAACCUGGAACGCUACGAGGUCUGGCGUUCCAACCCCUACCAUGAAACCGUGGAAGAGCUGCGGGAUCGGGUGAAAGGGGUCUCCGCCAAACCCUUCAUCGAGACCGUCCCUUCCAUAGACGCACUCCACUGCGACAUAGGCAAUGCGGCGGAGUUCUACAAGAUUUUCCAGCUGGAGAUAGGAGAGGCGUAUAAGAAUCCCAGUGCCUCCAAGGAGGAGAGGAAAAGAUGGCAGGCCACGCUGGACAAGCAUCUCCGGAAGAAGUUGAGCCUGAAGCCCAUCAUGAGAAUGAACGGCAACUUUGCCAGGAGGCUCAUGACCAAGGAGACGGUGGAGGCCGUCUGUGAGUUGAUACCUUCCGAGGAGAGGCACGAGGCUUUGAGGGAGUUGAUGGACCUCUACCUGAAGAUGAAGCCCGUGUGGCGGUCAUCGUGCCCGGCUAGAGAGUGUCCAGACUCCCUCUGCCAGUACAGCUUCAACUCACAGCGUUUUGCAGAGCUGCUCUCUACCAAGUUCAAGUAUCGCUACGAGGGCAAAAUCACCAACUAUUUCCACAAGACGCUGGCGCAUGUCCCUGAAAUCAUCGAGAGGGAUGGCUCGAUUGGGGCUUGGGCCAGCGAGGGCAAUGAGUCUGGCAACAAACUGUUCAGGCGCUUCCGGAAAAUGAAUGCCAGGCAGUCCAAGUGCUAUGAGAUGAAAGACGUCCUCAAACACCACUGGCUGUACACCUCCAAAUACCUGCAGAAGUUUAUGAAUGCUCACAAUGCCUUCAAAAGCUCCGGGUUUGCCGUGAACUCACAGGCUAGUUUAGGGGAACCCCCAGGCACGGAGGACUCUCUGGAAAGCCAAGAUUCAAUGGAAUUCUAAGAAGGGCAACCACUUAUGUGUUGGUUUUUGCAAUUGAGUUUUCCUCUGGGCUGCACCGAGGGCCUCUGCCAGCACCCUUCACUGCUGUGGGC